Lottia gigantea (owl limpet) is the source of this 747-nucleotide messenger RNA. RefSeq lists its product as hypothetical. The record is from RefSeq and is a predicted model, not a curated record. The annotation marks the transcript as partial. NCBI's taxonomy places the organism in Eukaryota, Metazoa, Mollusca, Gastropoda, Lottiidae. The transcript has a single exon.
CCAAAGAGGAAGUUGGCUGUAAAGGAGGAACUAUUGAUGGUACUUAUUCGUUUGAGAAGAGGGUUUGAUAUAGAUGUAGUUAGUGAUCUAAUGGGAAUUCACUCAUCAAAUGUUAGCAGAAUUUUUACAACUUGGAUAAACUUUUUAUAUUUGGAAUUACAGUUUUUGAUAUCAUGGCCUUCAAAGGAGCAAGUAAGGAAAAACCUACCGCAACAAUUUAAACAUUUUCCUAAAACUGUAUCCAUAAUAGACUGUACAGAAUUUUUUGUCCAGAAACCCAGUAUUCCAUCAUCUCAACGCAUAACAUGGUCGCAAUAUAAGCACAAUAAUACCUUGAAAGCUUUAUUUGCCAUUACGCCCACAGGAUCCUUCUGUUUUAUUUCAAAAUUAUUUACUGGUAGUAUAUCAGAUAAACGUAUUGUGGAAGAAAGUGGGUUUUUGGACAACUUAAAACAUGGCGAUGACAUCAUGGCAGACAGAAGAUUUUUAAUCAUAGAUUUACUUGCAAGACGAUCUGCAACCUUGAACAUUCCCCCCUUUUCUAUGGGAAAGCAACUCUCCACCAAGGCAGUUACAAAGACACGGCGUAUUGCUAGUGUAAGGAUUCACGUGGAGAGAGCUAUUGGGCGAUUGAAAACCUUUAAACUUCCUCAAGGAAUUAUGCCACUAAAACUACACCCUCUGUUUGAUCAAAUGAUUUUUGUUUGUGCUUCACUCUGCAAUAUGGACUUUAGACUUGUAAAGUAA